Messenger RNA from Monopterus albus (swamp eel), 2267 nucleotides. RefSeq names its product keratin, type II cytoskeletal 8-like. NCBI's taxonomy places the organism in Eukaryota, Metazoa, Chordata, Actinopteri, Synbranchiformes, Synbranchidae. Gene Ontology annotation, biological process: intermediate filament organization; keratinization. Gene Ontology annotation, molecular function: structural constituent of skin epidermis. Gene Ontology annotation, cellular component: keratin filament. The record is from RefSeq and is a predicted model, not a curated record. Bases 117 to 1682 code for a protein of 521 amino acids. The transcript is spliced from 8 exons.
UAUCCACUCUGGUUUCCCCCCUCUGCCUGCCAGCCCGUGUUACCAACCAAACCAUUUGGUUUGAACUUCCUAGACUCAUUUCAGCUUGAAGAAAAAAAUCUACUCCAGAUUUCAAAAUGACCUCUUAUAAGACCUCUUACAGUGUGAAGUCUUCUGCCCCACGAAGCUUCAGCAGCAGCUCCUAUGCUGGACCAGGUGGCUCCUAUAGGAGCUACAGUUCCAGGAGUUCCAUGUCAGGAACCGGCCGGGCUUUUGGAGGACCUGUCGUGGCCAGCCGCACUCAAUAUGGUCUGGGCUCAAGCAUGAGUAGUGCAGGCAUGGGCAUGGGCAUGGGCAUGGGUGCGGGUUUUGGUGGUGGCAUGGGCUCCCAGGCUCCCAUCACUGCUGUGACAGUGAACAAGAGCCUGCUGGCCCCCCUGCAUCUCGAGAUUGACCCCAAUAUCCAACACAUCCGCACGCAGGAGAAGGAUCAGAUCAAGACCCUCAACAACCGCUUUGCUUCCUUCAUUGACAAGGUUCGCUUCUUGGAGCAGCAGAACAAAAUGCUGGAGACCAAGUGGAACCUGCUGCAGGGACAGACCACCACCCGCUCCAACAUUGACUCCAUGUUCGAGUCCUACAUCAGCAACCUGCGCAGACAGCUGGAAAGCCUUGGCAACGACAAGAUGAAGCUGGAGGCCGACCUGCACAACAUGCAGGGCCUGGUGGAGGACUUCAAGAACAAGUAUGAAGAUGAGAUCAACAAGCGCACAGAGUGUGAGAAUGACUUUGUCCUCAUCAAGAAGGAUGUCGAUGAGGCCUACAUGAAUAAGGUGGAGCUGGAGGCCAGGCUUGAGAGCCUGACAGAUGAGAUUAACUUCCGCAGGUCGAUCUGUGAGGAGGAACUGAAUGAGCUCCAGAGCCAGAUCAAGGACACCUCAGUCAUUGUGGAGAUGGACAACAGCCGCGGCCUGGACAUGGACGCCAUUGUGGCUGAAGUCAAGGCUCAGUAUGAGGACAUUGCCAACCGCAGCCGUGCUGAGGCAGAGUCAUGGUACAAGUCCAAGUAUGAGGAGAUGCAGACAUCCGCCAACAGAUAUGGAAAUGACCUGAGGGCUACCAGGUCAGAGAUCGCAGACCUCAACCGCAUGAUCCAGCGACUGACAUCCGAGAUUGAUUCCAUCAAGGGGCAGCGUGCCAACCUGGAGGCCCAGAUUGCUGAGGCUGAGGAGCGUGGUGAGCUGGCUGUGAAAGACGCCAAGGCUCGCAUCAGGGACCUGGAAGAGGCCCAGCAGAGAGCCAAACAGGACAUGGCCCGCCAGAUCAGGGAAUACCAGGACCUCAUGAACGUCAAGCUGGCUCUGGACAUUGAGAUCGCCACCUACAGGAAACUGCUGGAGGGAGAGGAGGACAGGCUGGCGAGCGGCAUCAAGGCUAUCAACAUCUCCCAACAGAGCACAAGCUACAGUGGUUUCCCUGCAGACACAUUGAAGAGCAGCUACUCCAGUGGCAGUUUUAGCGGUGGAUAUGGCAGUGGAUAUGGCAGUGGUUAUGGCUCCGGAUAUGGUGGUGGAUACGGUGGCAGCAGCAGUGGUGGCAGCGGUUAUGGCUCCACCCAGACCAAGAAGAAUGUCGUUAUCAAGAUGAUUGAGACCAAGGAUGGCAGAGUGGUGUCUGAGUCCUCAGAGGUCAUUGAGGAUUGAGCUGUCUAGUGUAGAGAUGCAGCUACUUGUCUGCUAUGAUCUCAGCUGUCUCCCUGGUAGUUUUAUACUCACAGUUCACCCCUCCCCCCAACUAUCCUAAUAAACAAGUCUGAAGUUAAAUGCUUGCCAGCCACUCUCCAAUAGAGCCUAAACAUGUUUUUUUCAUGAAGUAAUAAACAAACACUACCAAAGAUCUGAAAGGGACCAAAGAAUUUAUUUUGGAUGUCUGACAAUACUAAAAAAUAAAUUGUUUUGACUCUGAAAAUGAGAUUGGGCAAAAUGCUCCCUUGAACGCUAUGCACCAGCUGUUCCAUACUUGAAGGACUGUUACCUUCAAAACUGUGUUGAAUCAAAUGGACAUGGAUGGUGUUGUUGAAGGAAUGCAAAUAUACUGAAACAGUGCUUCAGUGUUUUUGGUCAACUAAUGUCUUAAAAUUUCCUGCUACAGUAGGUAGUGCAUGUCUUCCCAGUGUGCUUCCUGUAACUGAAACUGUCUACCCCUUAGGAGACUGCCCACAUCAUACUGUUGUCCUGAGGUGCUGUUUUUGCUACCAAACCAAAUAAAAACGUGUUUACUGAAAAAAA